Molecule: messenger RNA, 1066 nt
Organism: Limanda limanda (common dab)
Lineage: Eukaryota; Metazoa; Chordata; Actinopteri; Pleuronectiformes; Pleuronectidae
Gene: hsd17b14
Product: hydroxysteroid (17-beta) dehydrogenase 14
Exons: 9
Coding region: 96-890 (264 amino acids)
Biological process (GO): steroid catabolic process
Cellular component (GO): cytosol
Molecular function (GO): estradiol 17-beta-dehydrogenase [NAD(P)+] activity
Source: RefSeq, a predicted model, not a curated record
CAGCCUCGGGACAGAUACACACACAGAUCUCUGACUUUCGGCCGCGACGCAGGUUAGGAAUUUAAUACCGAGCACUUUUUUGCAAGUGAGAGAUAAUGUCGCUCCGCUACAACAACAAAGUGGCAGUUGUCACGGGAGGUUCUAGAGGAAUCGGCAGAGGCAUCGUCAGAGUUUUUGUGGAGAAUGGUGCCAAAGUGGUGUUUUGUGCUUUAGAACGUGAGGAGGGUGAGUCCCUGGAGCCGGAGCUAAACAAAGCAGGACCCGGCUCGUGCGUGUUUGUCCCAUGCGAUGUCACCCAAGAGGACGACCUCAAGAGACUCAUUGUGUCCACAGUGGAGCAUUAUGGGCAAAUCGACUGCCUGGUCAACAAUGCUGGAUGGCACCCGCCUCAUAAAACCACUGACGACACCACAGCAGAGGAGUUCAGAGACUUGCUGAAUCUAAACGUCGUCGGCUACUUCUUGGCGUCUAAAUAUGCAUUGCCGUACCUGCGGGAGCGUCAGGGCAACAUCAUCAACGUUGCCAGUCUAGUGGCAACCAUCGGGCAGCUGGAUUCUGCGCCGUAUGUCGCCACCAAGGGGGCGGUAAUCUCCAUGACAAAGGCGAUGGCUGUGGAUGAGAGUCGCCACAAUGUGAGAGUAAACUGCAUCUCUCCAGGUAACGUGCUGACACCUCUGUGGAAGGAGUUAGCAGGACAGACUCCAGACGCUGCAGCCGCCAUUAAAGCAGGAGAGAACUCUCAGCUGAUGGGUCGUAUGGGGACUGAGGUCGAACUUGGACUGACGGCCUUGUAUCUGGCCGCUGAUGCUACGUUUUGCACUGGGAUAGAGAUAAUGGUCAGCGGAGGAGCUGAACUCAACUAUGGCUUCAAGAGUCAGAUCCCACACUGACUCUAGUCCUCCUGGUCUCCACGGUCUCCUUACGCUUCUGGAGGAGCUACAUUUUUUUUACAGAUUAAUUUAGUUAAAUGCACAUUGACCCAUGUAGUGUGUUUCUUCUGUUUCUGAGAGGGAUAUUGAAAAUGUGUUGUAUGUGAAUAAAAGUAAAUAAACUGCCUGCGUGACCA